ACUUCAGAUGGACUACCUGCACUCUGCACUGACCAGUAAAAUGAAUUGGAUCACACUCCUGCUGGCCGGAUUGACAUUUUGGGGCAAAGUGUCCGUGCACAAUUGCUUAGAUUACGAUGACAGCUAUGAUUAUUAUGAAGAGGAGAAAACAGAGACGAUAGAUUACAAGGAUCCGUGCAAAGCUGCUGCAUUUUGGGGAGAUAUUGCCUUGGACGAGGAAGACUUGAAAAUGUUUCAGAUCGAUGGAACGAUAGAGCUCUCACAGCAGUCACAUGAGAGACAGGGACACAUGUCUGGUGGUCUAGGAGAGCAUAAUCCCAGUAAGAAGAGAGGCUCGUUAAAUCUGUUGCUUGACAGAAUACGACGGUUAGGCUUUGAGUCGUGGCCAGUAAACAGCAGUAAAGAUGUGCAAAGCUCUAAGGCUGGAGGUAGAAGUGGAACCAGCGGCAGAGGUGUGAAGUCUCGAGUGCCACGCGCUGCCACAUCCCGAGCAGAGAAGAUCUGGCCCGGAGGAGUCAUCCCUUACGUCAUAGGAGGCAACUUCACCGGAAGUCAGAGGGCCAUGUUAAAACAGGCAAUGAGACACUGGGAGAAACAAACGUGUGUGACGUUCAUCGAGAAAACCGAUGAGGAGAGCUACAUUGUCUUCACCCACAGACCCUGCGGGUGUUGCUCCUACGUUGGGCGCCGUGGCAAUGGUCCCCAGGCGAUAUCCAUUGGGAAGAACUGCGACAAGUUUGGCAUUGUUGUUCAUGAACUUGGACAUGUAAUUGGCUUUUGGCAUGAGCACACACGACCUGACCGGGAUGAUCACGUGACCAUCAUCAGAGACAACAUCCAACCAGGUCAGGAGUAUAACUUUAUCAAGAUGGAACCAGGGGAUGUCAACUCUCUUGGUGAGCCGUAUGAUUUUGACAGCAUCAUGCAUUAUGCCAGAAACACUUUCUCCAGAGGGAUGUUUUUAGACACGAUUCUUCCCUCUCGAGAUGAGAAUGGCGUCAGGCCUGCUAUAGGUCAGAGAACUAGACUCAGUAAAGGAGACAUAUCACAGGCCAAGAAGCUUUACAGAUGCCCAGCAUGUGGCGAAACACUGCAGGACUCAGUGGGUAAUUUCUCAUCUCCUGGAUACCCAAAUGGAUACCCAUCAUAUACACACUGUGUAUGGAGAAUCUCUGUCACACCUGGGGAGAAGAUAGUGUUAAACUUCACCACUAUGGACCUAUACAAGAGCAGCCUGUGCUGGUAUGAUUACAUAGAGGUUCGUGAUGGAUACUGGAGGAAAGCGCCACUGCUGGGUCGUUUCUGUGGUGAUAAAAUUCCAGAAGUUUUGGUGUCUACAGACAGUCGGAUGUGGAUUGAGUUCCGCAGUAGCAGCAACUGGGUUGGAAAGGGAUUCGCAGCAGUCUAUGAAGCGAUAUGUGGAGGGGAGAUCAAUAAAGACUCUGGACAGAUUCAGUCUCCAAACUAUCCAGAUGACUACCGUCCAUCUAAAGAGUGUGUGUGGAGGAUCACGGUGUCUGAGGGCUACAGCGUGGGCUUGAGCUUUCAGGUCUUUGAGAUCGAGAGGCAUGAUAGCUGUGCGUAUGACUACCUAGAAGUUAGAGAUGGUUUGUCUGAGACCAGCCCUCUGAUUGGUCGAUUCUGUGGCUAUGAUAAACCUGAAGAUAUUCAAUCCACUUCCAACACCCUCUGGAUGAAAUUCGUCUCUGAUGGGACUGUUAAUAAAGCAGGCUUUGCUGCAAACUUCUUCAAAGAGGAGGACGAGUGUCUGAAACCAGAUAACGGGGGCUGUGAGCAGAGAUGUGUGAACACAUUAGGAAGCUUCAAGUGUGCCUGUGAUCCUGGAUAUGAACUGGCCCCUGACAAGAAGAGCUGUGAAGCUGCAUGUGGAGGUUUGUUGACUAAGUUGAACGGCACAAUCACCACCCCCGGCUGGCCCAAGGAAUACCCCCCCAAUAAGAACUGUGUGUGGCAAGUUGUGGCCCCAUCUCAAUACCGCAUAUCCAUGCAGUUUGAAGCCUUUGAACUAGAGGGAAAUGAGGUGUGCAAGUAUGAUUUUGUUGAAGUGCGGAGCGGCUUGUCAUCUGACUCAAAGCUUCAUGGGAAAUACUGCGGUACGGAGGUUCCUGAGGUCAUUACCUCCCAGUACAACAACAUGCGAAUCGAGUUCAAGUCAGACAACACUGUCUCCAAGAAAGGCUUCAAAGCUCACUUCUUCUCCGAUAAAGAUGAAUGUUCAAAGGAUAAUGGUGGAUGCCAGCAUGAGUGUAUCAACACUAUUGGCAGCUAUGUGUGCCAGUGCCGCAAUGGGUUUAUACUGCACGAGAACAAACAUGACUGCAAGGAAGCUGAGUGUGAGCACAAGAUCCACAGCACAAGUGGAACCAUCAGCAGUCCGAAUUGGCCUGACAAGUACCCCAGUAGGAAAGAGUGCACCUGGGACAUCACUGCCACCCCUGGCCACCGUGUCAAAAUCUCUUUUAAUGAGUUUGAGAUUGAGCAGCACCAGGAAUGUGCAUACGAUCACCUAGAAGCCUUUGAUGGUGAUUCGGACAAGGCACCCAUCCUGAGCCGUCUGUGUGGCAGUAAGAUUCCAGAACCGCUUAUCUCCACGGGCAACAAGAUGUACCUGCGCUUCAUCUCUGAUGCCUCAGUGCAGCGGAGAGGCUUUCAGGCCACUCAUUCCACUGAGUGUGGCGGCAGGCUGAAAGCAGAAGCGCGGCAGAAGAACCUAUAUUCUCACGCUCAGUUUGGGGAUAACAACUAUCCUGGCCACACCGACUGUGAGUGGCUCAUAACGGCAGAGUCAGGUUAUGGCGUCGAGCUCACCUUCACUACCUUUGAGGUAGAGGAAGAAGCUGACUGUGGGUACGACUACAUCGAACUUUACGAUGGCUACGACACCGCAGCGCACAAACUCGGACGCUUUUGUGGAUCUGGGCCUCGUGAAGAGCUUUACUCUGCUGGCGAUGCCAUGUUGAUCCAUUUCCACUCUGAUGACACAAUCAGUAAGAAAGGCUUCCACAUCCGCUACACUAGUACAAAGUUCCAGGAGGCAUUACAGACACACAAGUAACAUCUCCACCAGAGAUGCAAGAUACUCCAAAGAUACUUAUGUUCAGCUCUAUGGAAGUGCUUUCAUUUUGACUCUAAACACCAAUCAGCUGCUCUUGUGUAUAGAGUAGCUCCACCAACUGGAGCACAGAGAUAUUCUACAGUGAACAGUGGUGACUGUGCUUUCUAACUGGACCAGUACAGUAAUUCCCUCCUAUGAUCUAUGAAACAUCCCACAGAAAUACACACAAACACUCUGACACAAGAACUGUUUUUGUUGGCUCCCUGUUCUUCAGAUAAAAAAAGCGAUGGGAAAUUAAGCUAUAGAACUAGAGUGUGUUUGCAUGUUCAAACGUUCUGAAAAGCAUGGAUAGUCUGGCUGCUGAUGCUGCACCACACUUUACCUCAACUAAUGUGUGUGUGUGUGUGUGUGUGUGUGUAUGUGUGUGUGUGCGUGUGUCUGAGAGAGAGGCAGAGAAAGAUGACUGAGGCCUUUAAUAACCAGCCUGUUGAUCAGAACUCAUUCAAAUGUUUUAUUAUUAUUAUUAUUAUCAUUUGGUUAUAAUUUUACAGUUGUUCUGCUAGCUUUUAUGGCAAAACCCAGUUUCUUUCAAUCAAAAGUGCAAAAGUUGAAGGAGAUCAAAAAUUAAAAUGGACACUUAUUAAUGAGGUAUAGCCCUAUUUCACAAUAAGCUUCCUUACAGAAGACACUAGCAAUUCAAAUUAAGUGGUUAUGAAUAUAUAACCACUUUAAGACUCUAUCAUGUGCUCUGCUCAUGUUGAGAAACCAUGUUAAGAAGGAUGGUUGUUUGAUUUUGAAUUGUUUGUUUUGUAUAUAGUUUGCGAAAGGUGUAUACUUUUUAUUUGUCCGUUGGAGAAACCAGUGUUUUUUCCUCUUUGCAUUAACAGCUCCUGGAAAAUAAUGGUGAACAUAACAGAAAACAUCCUGUAAACAGGAAAUGAUGUCAUAAUGCCUUGCAUAAUAUAUCUGUUACAGCUGUGACAACUGAUUACAACCACCUUAACCCUGUGCAUUUUACAUGCACUUAAUAGAUUAUGAAAAAGACUGUUCGGAACUGUGUGCUUUAAUUAUGCUCUCCAAUCAUGUAAAUUGACUUUACUUCAAAUGAACCCAUGAGCAGUACAAUUGGAGCAGCAUUUGAGUAAUAAGACUUAGAGAAAUCUCACUCAAAAUGGAAUCUUCACAGACUCAUCGCAAGGGAAUGUUCUCUGAUGCUAUAUUCCCAAUAAGUUUUCUCUGAGCCAGAACAUUUCACUGCUUGGAAAACGACAGAGAUGGCAAAGAAAUUGCAGUUGAAGGGAAUUCCUAUGGUGCUAUUCAGUGUCUCCAAAAAAAAAAAAAAAAAAAAAAACAGGUCCCAUGAGACAAUGCUCCAAUCAUUCAGUGAAUGUGUUGGUGCAAUGGAGAAGCAACGCUGAAAUAAUGUUGCUUAUCAACACAGAAAGAACAUUUAUAAACUUCUCACAACAUGGACAGCAGUGUUGUGGAGGAACAAUUAUUGCCUUAGAACCAAAAUGUAUAUUCUUGCACAUGAUGAUGUUUCCGUAGAUAAAUGUUGUUGUUGUUGUCGUUGUUGUUGUUGUUGUUUUUUUGUUUUUUUGUUUUUUUUGUUGAAAUUAUUAUAAUAUUUUAUUUGAUAUUAAGUUUAAAGAACAUGAACUUUAUUUUAAAAAAAGAAGCUUAAACGGACUGACCUGAAGCCGUCCCCUUCUUUCAUCCCUUCUCAAACACACAUUUUAAUGCUUUAAAGUCUGCAGUUAGACUAGGUGAACUGUGAUGGUAUGUGUGCACCUAUUUGUCUGAGAUUGAGUGUUAAACAGUCACAGCACAGGUCAUGUGACUCUGCUGUGCGUGUUUCUGUAUGUGCCAAGCUCCUGUUAAGUCUACUCUUGAUGAACUAUGACAUAUGACAAUGUGACACAUGAUUUUAUUUUACUGUUUCAGUAUCAGCCUAGAGAUGAAAAAAGGACACUUCACUGUUAACAGUGAUUAAAUUCAUGUCAGGUCAACAAAA
This is a messenger RNA of Myxocyprinus asiaticus (Chinese sucker), 5090 nucleotides long. It is a transcript of the gene tll1, whose product is annotated as tolloid-like 1. Gene Ontology annotation, molecular function: zinc ion binding; metalloendopeptidase activity; calcium ion binding. NCBI's taxonomy places the organism in Eukaryota, Metazoa, Chordata, Actinopteri, Cypriniformes, Catostomidae. The coding region runs from base 8 to 3076 and encodes 1022 amino acids. The transcript has 21 exons. Gene Ontology annotation, biological process: proteolysis. The record is from RefSeq and is a predicted model, not a curated record.